AUGAUUGCUUCUCGAAAAUUGCGAUCGUUCAUUUCGUCCCUCCUAACUAACACAUCAACCUCUAUUUCUGAUUGGAUCAAAACUCUCUACGGCAUAUGUCAAUGGAUUUGGAACUUUUUAAAUAAUAUACAAUUCAAUCAUGAUGAUUUAUUUUCUAAAACUUUAAAAAUACGGAAAACACUAAAAACCAAACAAUCCAGCACACAAGAUGAACACAUUAAUUGUCAAAAUUGCACAUUAGAUUUUGCAUUAGAUCCUCGUUGGAUUCCGUUACAAUCUUCCGAUUCAAUGAAUCAAAAAUUUAAAUUUAACUUUGAUAAACAGGCUCUUUCGGAAAUUAAUCAAACCUUUCAUAAUACCAACGAAAAACUAAGCUCCAUAUCCAUUCAAGAAUUAAUUACAAAUUUACAACAUUUAAAUAAGAAAAUUAAUUUUUCAACUAAUAUUUCAGCACACUGGUUAGCCUCAAGCAAUUUAUCUGGUAAUCAAAAACAAAGAAAAUUAAGACAAAUCAAACAUGAUCUCUACAUGGCAAAACGAAGAAACAAGUUUAGAUCUAAAAUUUAUGAACAAAAAUAUUUAAUUUUGAAUGGCAAAAAGCCUCCUGGAAGAAAUGAAGAUAUGAGCCAAGUAUCAAGCAAAGAUGAGGACAUCAUGUUACAUGUAUACAAGAAACAAUUGGAAAGGGAAAGAAAUCAAAAGAAGGAAUUUCAUAUCAUUCAAGAUUUUGAUUUUAUUCAACAGAUGUAUCGAGAAGCUUUACAAGAUGCCAUAGAAAUUGAAUACGAACAAUCUUUAUUUACACAAAAGUCAAUGGAAGAAAUUGAAAAAGAAAAUGAAACACUCCAAUCUCUUGUUCAUUCCUAUUUCUAUGGUGUGAAACAUCGAGAUGAUUUAAUGAGAAAUGUAAAUAAGGAACUAUUUAUGGAUUAUCAAGAUGAUCCUUUUUUGUUGGCAUUUCCAAAUACAACAAUGAGAAAGGAAUCAAAGCUGGUGUCUCCUCCAUCGAGCGUCAGUAAUGUCAAAGAUAUCAAGAAAAGUAAAACCAUUGAAACGAACUCCUCUUCGAAAUUAGAAGAAAAUAUUUCAACUCCAGAAUUAAUUGCUUUAGAAACAACUGCUUUUGUUUUACCCAAGUUAGGAUGUCUCUCCAUGAGAAAUGAACUCGAAAGGCAUCACAGAAGAGUGGCUUUGUUAAGGAGUGAUGAAGAGGUAGCGAGCUCGUCAGAGAUUGAACAUCAGAGAAUUGCCUCAGUAUUAGCUCAGCUCAUUCACAACAACAAUAAACGACGAUGA
Messenger RNA from Naegleria lovaniensis, 1296 nucleotides. RefSeq lists its product as uncharacterized. The coding region runs from base 1 to 1296 and encodes 431 amino acids. The transcript has a single exon. The record is from RefSeq and is a predicted model, not a curated record. Lineage: Eukaryota; Heterolobosea; Eutetramitea; Acrasida; Naegleriidae.